Microthlaspi erraticum is the source of this 2397-nucleotide messenger RNA. NCBI's taxonomy places the organism in Eukaryota, Viridiplantae, Streptophyta, Magnoliopsida, Brassicales, Brassicaceae. The record is from the annotation of a GenBank genome assembly.
AUGAAGUCUCAAAAGGGAAACGCGAAGAAGAAAAACGGGAAUUCAGGGUUAGUGGCUGUAGCAGUGGACAAAGAUAAAGGAAGCCAACAUGCUCUCAAAUGGGCUGCUGAUCAUCUCGUCUCCAAAGGACAAUCUAUUAUCCUCCUCCAUGUUAUCCUUGGCUCAUCAUCUGAUUCAGUUGAGGCUAAUGCAGAGAAACACAAACAAGCUGAAAGCCUUUUCGUGACGUUCCAUUGCUACUGCAGUCGAAAAGAGAUACAAUGCCUUGACGUCACGCUUGAGGAUGACAACAUUGUCAAGUCCCUCUCGGAGUAUGUUUCCUCUGGCGUGAUUGAGAAUUUGGUUCUUGGUGCACCGUCCAGGCAUGGAUUCAUGAGGAAAUUCAAGAUGUCUGAUACACCAAGCAAUGUAUCAAAAGCAGUACCUGAUUUCUGUACAGUUUACAUCAUUUCCAAAGGGAAGGUAUCAUCGGUGCGUCAUGCCACACGAUCCGCUCCUUAUCGAUCUCCUCUUAUUGGUCAGAUUGAGAACCACUCUGCAAUCUCUAACUACGAAAAGUUCAGGAACACCAUGAGUUUUAGAGAUAGGACUCCGGCAAGGCCUUCGCUUUCUAGCUCCAUUGAAGAUUAUGCAAAGUCACCUAUGGCGAGGGCAUCAAAUUAUGAAAACUCAUUCUAUGAUUUGUCAAACUCAGUGGGUGAUUUGUCAGACUCGGAAAACGACAUAUCGUUUGUCUGCUCAGGCAGGCCAAGUACCGUGAGCUCAGGCAGGCGAAGCACCGCAAGCUCAGGGAGGCCAAGCACAAGCACUAACGGAAGGUCUGAAAUGUCUUUUAUGAGCUCAGGUAGGCCGAGUACAAGCACCAACGGAAGCCCUUCCUUCGUCUACGAGUUUCCUGAGUCUGGUUUAACCCCGAGAAUGUCGACGGCCUCUGGACAAAGCGUUGGCUCCAUGCGUCUAGGAAUAAGGUUUAAUGACACCAAUAUCCAACAUGACUUCUCUUUCGUCUCACAAGAUAGUGGUCGGUCCUCUUGUUCUUGUUCACCUCAAAACUUGGAAGAAGUGGAAGCUGAGAUGCGGAAAUUGAAACAGGAACUGAAGCACACAAUGGACAUGUAUGGAUCAGCUUGCAGAGAAGCACUGGCAGCAAAGCAAGAGGCAAAGGAGCUCCAACGUCAGAAAAUAGAAGAGGAAGGAUGUGUGCAAGAAGAGAAGUUAUCAGAGAAUUCGACAAAGUCGAUAGUGGAAAAAGAGAGAGCAAACAAAGCUGCCAUGGAUGCAUCUCAAACAGCAAGCAAGAUAGCUGAGCUCGAAACACAAAGAAGAGCCAUAGAAGCUGGAGGUUCUUUCUCUGACUCCAGUUUAAGGUAUCGGAGGUAUGUUAUUGGAGAGAUUGAAGAAGCUACAAACUCAUUCGACAAGGGUAAUAAGAUCGGUGAAGGCGGAUAUGGUCCUGUUUUUAAGGGUCAACUUGAUCAUACCCCUGUUGCUGUUAAGGUUUUGAGACCAGAUGCAGCUCAAGGAAGAUCUCAAUUUCAGAGAGAGGUGGAAGUUCUUAGCUGCAUAAGACAUCCGCAUAUGGUGCUUCUCAUUGGAGCAUGUCCAGAGUAUGGAGUCCUUGUUUAUGAGUAUAUGGCUAAAGGGAGUUUAGCUGAUAGGCUCUACAGGCACGGAAACUCACCACCGCUCUCUUGGGAGCUCAGGUUCCGAAUCGCAGCCGAAGUUGCGACGGGUCUGCUCUUCCUUCAUCAGACGAAACCAGAGCCUAUAGUGCACCGUGAUCUGAAACCAGGAAACAUUUUGAUUGACCAGAACUACGUAAGCAAAAUAGGGGAUGUUGGAUUAGCCAGGCUAGUCCCUGCAGUUGCCGAAAACGUAACGCAGUGCCACGUAACGUCAACCGCUGGGACUUUCUGUUACAUUGACCCUGAGUACCAACAAACCGGGAUGCUUGGUGUGAAAUCUGAUGUCUACUCCUUUGGUAUCUUGCUUCUCGAGCUGCUCACUGCGAAGAGACCGACGGGUUUGUCUUACACCGUUGAGCAAGCGAUGGAUCAAGGGACGUUCAAGGAGAUGUUGGACCCAGCAGUGACUAAUUGGCCGGUGGAAGAGGCUUUGUCUCUGGCAAAGAUUGCACUAAAAUGUGCACAGCUGAGAAGGAAAGACAGACCAGACCUGGGAAAAGAAGUUUUACCAGAGCUCAAUAGACUUAGAGCUCUUGCGGAUGCGAAUAUGGAGUGGAUUCUGUUCAACCAUAGCAGAGGCCCAUCACCAAAUCAUAGCUUAGUCUCCUUGCCACCAGUUGAUGAAAUGAGCGUAACUUCCGAUGGCUCGAAUACACAUUCAAGCACUUCAUCAGACACGGAUAAUAACUCAGACCAAAAGGAAGAGGAUUAG